GAGUCUCUCAAAUCAAAACAGACUUGAAUCAGUGUCCCAUUUUCUCAGAACAAGUUUGGAAGCGAACAAGUCAAAAUGUGGAAAGGACUGGCCUUUUUCCUCUUCAUCUCCGUCUGCGGUGCGGCCGUGUUGCCGAAUUUGCUCACGUUGGAAGAAGACUUGGAGUUGGCGACGUACCUGGCCAAGAAGACGUCCUACGACGUUGACGUGUUGACGGCCAGGACCAAAAUCCUCAAACUGGAACUUCAGUACACCGCCCUUGACCUCUUCGUCAAAAUCCAAAUCCUCCUCAGACAAUUGUUGUUCCCGACGGACGCGGAAAGGGUGAUCGCGGACAUGAACAAGACGGCCGACUCGGUGUUGUCGAACGUGGUGCGUCUGGAGGAGGCGGUGGCGCGGCUGGACACGUCGUUGGCGCUGCUCGAAAACGACCUGGCCAGCGGCAACACCGCCGCCCUCAACGGCGACCAGUUGCUGCUCGAGUCGUACAUCUUCAACUUCAACCUCACCUACGACAUCGGCAAGGAAAACAUCGUCCUCGCCACCAACAACCUCGUCCUCACGCUCACCAAGGAACUCGAGGGAAUCGACGACCCUUUGGUGAACACCGUGUCGAACCUGGCGGAGAAGAUCCGCGUGGUGCUGCUGACGGAGCAGGAAUAUUUGGACAACGCGCGCCUCUCGUUCGACCGCAACGAGGUCGCGCUGCUCGACGCCCUGAGCAAGGUCGUCGGCCAGCUGCCCUCAAAGGUCGCGACCACCGAAAACACCACCACCUGGUCCGUCAUCCCUACCACCCCGCUCACCAGCACCACCCCAGCAGCAGCUUAAAAGUGUUUCAUUAUUUACAAGGCAAUUUUACUCCGAGUUUCAGUAAAACAAGCUUCAAAGUAAUUAUAAACCUGAACUUAUGCAACGCACCAAAGCAUCCAAGGCGAACAGGUUGCAUAGCCUCAUACCUUAUGUUAAAUAAAACUGCUCAUUUUUA
Neocloeon triangulifer is the source of this 988-nucleotide messenger RNA. RefSeq lists its product as uncharacterized. Bases 76 to 831 code for a protein of 251 amino acids. The transcript has 4 exons. The record is from RefSeq and is a predicted model, not a curated record. Lineage: Eukaryota; Metazoa; Arthropoda; Insecta; Ephemeroptera; Baetidae.